Molecule: messenger RNA, 691 nt
Organism: Dimorphilus gyrociliatus
Lineage: Eukaryota; Metazoa; Annelida; Polychaeta; Dinophilidae
Source: the annotation of a GenBank genome assembly
AAUGAAUGAACGAUUAAGUAGAGAGCAAAGAGAAGAAGGUGGAAAUGAUGAAACGGGAAAUAUUGAACGAGAAGAUGAAGAGGAGAUAGUCGUAGACUUGGAAAAACAAGACGAAAACUCAACUGAGGAAGACACUAACAAAAGAAAGCAAAGGCGUUAUAGAACAACUUUUACUAGCUUUCAAUUAGAAGAAUUAGAAAGAGCAUUUCAAAAGACACAUUAUCCAGAUGUUUUCAUGAGAGAAGAAUUGGCUAUGAGAAUCGAUUUAACGGAGGCCAGAGUUCAGGUAUGGUUCCAAAAUCGUCGCGCCAAGUGGAGAAAAAAGGAGAAGGUUGCUCCUCAGUCAGCAGUAUACGGGUCUCCUUGCGUUGCGUUCCCUCCCCUACCUCCAAUUCCUCUGGGCAGUCGUCCAUUUUUCCAGGAAGUUCCGAGAAUACCCUUAAUUCAUCCUUAUCCAAUCGGCAGUCUACAUCCGUCACUUAAUCCGUUUUCGAUUUUAAGACCAACUCCUCCUAGUUUUCAGCAAAUUCUCGCCUCAAUGUCGUCAGCUUUAAGAAGUCGAUUCGAGGAAAGUUCACCACCAACUUCCGAGGAAAGAGAAAAGAAAGAUGUAUUAGAUAUGAGAAUGCCAUCAAGCAUUUCGGCAUUGAGGAUGAAAGCGAGAGAAUUUGAGAUGAAAAUGAAUGUUUAA